AUGGCUGUAAAAUUCGCAAUUACCGUAGUUUUAUUGAUGAUUUUAGUACUAAUUAGCAAAGUUCAAUCGGAACAUGCUUGUUACUCCUGUACUCAUGAUGGAAAAUAUCUUUGCUUAAACGAUACUUAUACUUUGCACAUGGAGGUUUGUCCAGGCAUUCCCGAUGAAUUCAAAAAUUAUUCCGGCAUCAAGGAAGUUUGUUAUAAAACUUUUGCAAAACAACGCCGAAGACCAAGAUACUUAAUAACAAAAGGAUGUGCAGUUCAAGCUGAUAAAUUUGAUCCAUGCACGGAAUUAAGAAAAGUUUCUGUGGUCGGCGUAAAAGCUUUAUGCACUGUGUGUGAUAAGCCAAUGUGUAAUGGGACAAAAGGAAUGCAGACACUCUAUUCAGACAAGAAUGCUUGCAAGAAUGGAAUCAACUUGUUAUCAGGGGAAUGUUCAGUCAUGACUCGUGACGAGAAGUUGAAUUUCCUACCAACAUGCGUUUAUGCAACUAAUGGAUCAAAAUCUCAUCACUUCCGUGGAUGCACAAAGAAAGGAAAUAACUUUAAUUUUUGCUCGGUCUUCAUAAAUAGCACUAAAGAUUCGUCCAUAACCUGUGAUUUUUGUGAUACAGAUUAUUGUAAUGGACAGAAGAAGACAAAUUCGUCUAGAAAAUCUAUGCCUGGUAGAGCUGUAAAUUCACAAAAGCUUGCACAAAAUAUUAUGGCAAUGAUUAUGCUAGGGAAGUUAUUUUUAUAA
Messenger RNA from Chironomus riparius, 741 nucleotides. Lineage: Eukaryota; Metazoa; Arthropoda; Insecta; Diptera; Chironomidae. The record is from the annotation of a GenBank genome assembly.